UGUGGGCUCACAACUUUGAAGCCACGUUUACUUCUUUUCUUUUCUUUUUUUGUUUGCGAAAAAUACUCAAAAUGUUAGCGCAUUGCACAAAGUCAUCGCUGCCGGCGGCGGACGCCCACCUACCAACGCUGCGGCUCCCAAAUCCACGGCGGAGUCCGGCCCCGGAGCUUCAUUUCGGCUUCAAUAGUUUUUCUACUAGAACAUCGAAACUGCAAGUCAAAGCUUUGGACCGGAACAGUAACAACAGUAGCACCGGUGACGGCGUCGGCGCUAGUAAGAACGCCGCUUCAUCGCCGUCAUCAUCGGUUCCGAACACGAACUACGUGGUGCCACUAGACAAGGCUUCGUCUUGCAUUACUCGUCCCUUGGCCGAGAUCCUACGUGACCUGAACAAGAGAAUUCCUGAUAACAUCAUCAAAGCUGGUAACAAUGAUGAUCACUCCACCUUUAUCACCUGGUACCAUGCUAACCGGAUGUUGAGCUUCUACGCUCCAGGCUGGUGCGGGGAAGUACGAGAUGUCAUUUUCUCAGAUAAUGGAAGUGUGACAGUUGUUUAUCGUGUCACUAUACGCGGAUCAGAUGGAGAGGUUUAAUGAUAAAGCAACUGUUCAUUAUUCUAUUUGAAGGACCACGUCUCUUCUAUUAGCUUGCAUGUAGGUUGUGGGCUCUGUUCAUUACACUACCAACCAUCACUAAAGGUGCCUUUAUUUGGCUCAAGUAUCAUGUGUUAUUGAUGUGUUGUAAAACUACCAAGAUGGAGAAGUCUAUUGAUCAAUAAUUGAUCUUGCUAUGUUUUUGAAAAAGCAAGCAAGCACUUCCAAGUUCCGAUAAACACUUGUCCUGUUGAAUUUAUGUUGAAGUCAUAGUCACCUUCCUUCCUUUUUUUGAUAUGUGUACUUGUACAUUCUUUUGAUGCAUUAUUCUAGGCACACCGUGAAUCAACUGGAACAGUAUCACCAGGCAAUGGACAGUACACAGAUGUGGUUGCUGCUGCUGAGGAGAUAGCAUUUUGCAGAGCAUGUGCUCGUUUCGGGCUUGGCUUGUAUCUGUAUCAUUAAUAAGAAUAGUGGACAGUUUUGAAGAUGCUGUUGAAGGAAACAUGAUGUAAUAUUUAUUAUGCGGGAUGAUGUAAAAAUAUUAUUCAUGAGGAUUGUUAGUUAUGUACUAAAAUUAUGGUCAUGGUCAUGGUCAUGGAGGAUGAAGCCUCAAAAUAUGAAAAGAUAUCAGAUAUCUUCUAUUGUUCGACAGAAGUGUAUCGUAUGUAUUUGUUAGAUUGUAAUGCCUCAGUAGUUGAUGCUUAUUAUUUAUGUAGAAAUAACGUCCACUGAUCA
Messenger RNA from Solanum lycopersicum (tomato), 1331 nucleotides. NCBI's taxonomy places the organism in Eukaryota, Viridiplantae, Streptophyta, Magnoliopsida, Solanales, Solanaceae. The record is from RefSeq and is a predicted model, not a curated record.